Leptinotarsa decemlineata (Colorado potato beetle) is the source of this 1145-nucleotide messenger RNA. RefSeq names its product D-amino acid oxidase 1 (gene Daao1). Gene Ontology annotation, biological process: D-amino acid catabolic process. The record is from RefSeq and is a predicted model, not a curated record. NCBI's taxonomy places the organism in Eukaryota, Metazoa, Arthropoda, Insecta, Coleoptera, Chrysomelidae. Gene Ontology annotation, molecular function: FAD binding; D-amino-acid oxidase activity. Gene Ontology annotation, cellular component: cytoplasm.
UGCAUGACCUCGGCAAUCGUAGAUGUGUUCGAGAUAAUUCAGACUUCCCACGACAGUCUGUGAGAAAACAGAUAACAUUUAGUAGACGGAAUCAUGAGCGAUUUGAAAAUAGCAGUUGUUGGUGCAGGUGUUAUCGGUGUAACUACGGCCCUUGAAAUUCAGAAUAAUAUCAGAAAUGCCCAUGUGAGUAUCAUAGCAGAUAAACUGAAUGAAGACACAACCAGCUGGGUUGCUGCCGGUUUGUUUCGACCUGGGAACAGCUUCGCUGGACCAAACAGAGAAGUGACGCAAAAAUGGAUCAACGACUCAUAUCAUCAUUGGGAGAACAUAAGAGACAGUUCUUACGGUGUCGAAGCUGGUGUAGCGGAAAUAUCUGGAUAUAUAUUUUCUAGUGAACAUCCCAGUAUCGUUCGUAAUCAAUACAUUGAAAAAUUGGUUCCAAUCUAUAGACGAGCAACAGAACAGGAGCUCAGUUUAUGUCCUGGCCAAUGGAAAUACGGUUCUUUUUUCUCCACGAUCAUUACGCAAUCAACCUUAUACUUACCAUGGGCUGUGAGUCGAUUCCAAUCUUCUGGUGGAGAAUUGAUCCAGAAGCACAUCGACAGUUUACAGAGUAUUGGCAACGAAUUUGAUGUCAUUGUGAAUUGUACUGGUCUAGGAGCAAAAUAUCUCUGCGAGGACUACAAAUUAGUUUCUAUCAGAGGACAGGUGAUAAAGAUGCAGGCUCCUUGGAUAAAGACUUUCUUCUAUAACGACUAUGAUACUUACAUUAUUCCAGGAUUCGAUGGACUCACUCUUGGAGGUACUAGACAAUACGAUUCUUACAACAGAAAUAUCGACAAAAAUGAUGGAAUAUCAAUAAGGGAGAGGUGCAUGUCAUUAGUUCCCAGUCUGAAAGGUGGGAAAGAACUGAAGCAGAUGGUGGGACUAAGACCGCAUCGAGACCCUGUGAGAGUUGAAAAGGAAAUUUUGGUUUCGCACGGAAAAUCUAUCAAAGUCGUUCAUAACUACGGCCAUGGAGGUUAUGGAAUUAGCACUGCUCCAGGCACAGCCAUAUACGCGUGUCAACUUGUUAGAGAAUGUCUCAUUGGAAACAGUAAAAUUUAAAACUUUUUGGGAAAAUAAAACAAAUCUUUUUGAGAGUU